AUAACAUUAUCUCAUCUAAUAUCUCUAGUAAAAGAAGGAAAAAUCCAAAACUUGGAACAGAUCUAUCUGUUCUCUAUGCCAAGCAAAGAGUUUGAUAUCAUAGAUUACUUUAUCGGUUCAACUCUCAAGGAUGAGGUUCUUAAGAUUUUGCCAGUACAGACACAAACCCGUGCUGGUCAGCGUACUAGAUUCAAGGCUUUUGUAGCUAUUGGUGACAGCAAUGGUCACAUUGGUUUAGGUGUAAAGUGCAGCAAGGAAGUAGCAACUGUCAUCCGUGGUGCUAUCAUUCUUGCCAAGCUUUCUGUUGUUCCAGUAAGAAGGGGUUAUAGGGGUAAUAAGAUUGAUAAACCCCACACAGUACCAUGCAAGGUAACCGGUAAAUGCGGUAGUGUUACUGUGAGACUCAUUCCAGCACCUAGAGGAACUGGCAUUGUGUCAGCUCCAGUUCCCAAGAAGUUGUUGCAAAUGGCUGGUAUUGAAGAUUGUUAUACCUCUGCUAGGGUUUCAACUGGAACACUGGGUAACUUCGCCAAAGCAACUUUUGCUGCUAUCGCCAAGACUUACUCCUACUUGUCUUCUGACUUGUGGGCCGAUAUGCCUCUUAUCAAGACUCCUUACCAAGAGUAUUCGGAUUUCCUCGCGACCGCCAAAAAUGUUGCUGAAUGUAAUGGUAAAAUGUGGUGUGAUCACCUGCAAAAAUAA
Molecule: messenger RNA, 702 nt
Organism: Harmonia axyridis
Lineage: Eukaryota; Metazoa; Arthropoda; Insecta; Coleoptera; Coccinellidae
Product: 40S ribosomal protein S2-like
Exons: 1
Biological process (GO): translation
Cellular component (GO): cytosolic small ribosomal subunit; ribosome
Molecular function (GO): RNA binding; structural constituent of ribosome
Source: RefSeq, a predicted model, not a curated record